Messenger RNA from Raphanus sativus (radish), 3097 nucleotides. Its product is annotated as sister chromatid cohesion protein PDS5 homolog C. Bases 208 to 2706 code for a protein of 832 amino acids. Gene Ontology annotation, cellular component: nucleus; chromatin. The record is from RefSeq and is a predicted model, not a curated record. Gene Ontology annotation, biological process: DNA repair; mitotic sister chromatid cohesion. The transcript has 14 exons. Lineage: Eukaryota; Viridiplantae; Streptophyta; Magnoliopsida; Brassicales; Brassicaceae.
ACGGCGCUUGAGGGUUCUCGCGAUUCUUUAAUUUUAAUUUUGGUUUCCGGUAAACUGAGAAAGAAAAAAAAAACAGAAAAAGAGAGGAGAGGAGAAAACCCUAGCGUGAUUUUCUCGUAGUUUCAUAGCUUAAUCCGGCUACGCAUCUUAGGGUUUGUAGAGAUCUGAUUGUUAGAUAGGCACAACGAGAGAAGAGAGGGGGGAGUGAUGUCGGAUUCUGAAAAAGAGAUCGAGAAUCAGAUUCUGGAAGCAGGGGAGAAGCUUAUCGAUCCACCUUCUUCACUCGAUGAGCUUCUUUCUCUCCUUGACAAAAUCUUCACCUGCUUAGUAGAUGUUGAGCAGUCACCUCCCGCCUCAAUGCAGAACGCACUCUCUCCCUUGAUGACAGCACUAGUCGACGGGAAACUCGUCAAGCAUUCCGAUACCGAUGUGAAAGUCUCAGUCGCUGCCUGCAUCAGUGAGAUUACUAGAAUAACUGCUCCCGAUGCUCCUUACGAUGAUGAUCAGAUGAAGGAAGUGUUUAAGUUAAUCGUAUCGUCGUUUGAAAAUCUAGACGACGACUCUAGUCGCUCCUAUUCCAAAAGGACCUCGAUCCUCGAAACUGUGGCCAAGGUCAGAUCAUGCGUUGUGAUGUUGGAUCUUGAGUGUGAUUCACUUCUUAUUGAGAUGUUCCAGAAUUUCUUGAAGGCUGUAAGGGACCAUCAUAAAGGGAACUUAUUUUCUUCUAUGGAGAACAUUAUGACACUUGUUUUGGAAGAAAGCGAGGAGAUACCUACAAAGAUGCUUUCACCAAUUCUACAUUAUGUUAGAAAGGAUGAUGAGGUUCCCCAAGUAUCACGGACGUUAGCAGAACAAGUUCUCAGUAAAUGUGCUAGCAAGCUCAAAAAUUAUCUGACUGAGGCAGUGAAAUCUUCGGGUGUCUCUUUAGAUAAGUAUAGUAAGAUAGUGGCUUCGAUAUGUGAAGGGACAUUCAGCGCUUUGCAGCAGGACCAACUUGUUGAGAAUGAGAAAGAGGAUAGUCAAGGUCCUUCAACAAAGGAAGCAGAAGUAGAGCAGGAUAAACAGGAGGCAGAAGUAAUUUCUACACCCGAGCGAACUGAUCCACCUAAGGAUGAAUCAAUUAAGUCAGGAGUCAGCAAUGGCAUUGCGCAACAAAAUGAUUCUUCUGUUGAUACUGAGUCUACAAAGAAGCUAGAUGAUACAAAUGCUGAAGAUGAGCCUGAACAACUUGAUAGUAACACUGGCUUGGAUGAUACAUCUGAAAAGAAGGCAGCUGUUGAACAUCAAACUCAGGAAGAAGAACCCAGUUCUGUCAAACAGGUGGAGUCAUCAAAAAGUCCAGAUAUCAAGGAGGAUACUGAACCUGAAGCACUCUUGGACAGCAAGGAUGUGCAAAGUUUACCUCCUGAUGAUUCAUCUGUCAACGCUGCUGCUUCUGAAAACGAUAAGGAUACAAGUGUGCAGGCUGAGCCACCGAAGACAUCUGCUGAUGAAACUGCCAAUGUCAGUUCUCCAUCUAAGCCUGAUGAGGAAAUCCAGCCUGAGACGACUGCAAACCAGAAGAAAAAGGAGGGUUCGACGAAGGAGGCAAAGCCAUCGAAGACAUCAGCUGAUGAAACUGCCAAUGUCAGUUCUCCAUCUAAGGCUGAAGAUCUUGUUGAGGAGAUCCAGCCUAAGACGACUGCAAACCAGAAGAAAAACGAGAGCUCGACGAAGGAGGCCAAGCCAUCAGCUGUUAGUGCUACCGAAGAAGCUUCCGAAGAAACAAAGACUUCUAAAGCUAAAAUGACAAAAAAGUCAGGAAAAAAGGUUGCUUCUUCAAGUAAGGCCAAGUCUACUGUUUCUCCUUCAAAGAAAAGCGCCUCUGAGACAAAAGCUGCUAAGCAGUCAGAGAAAAAGGCAGUUGAGAGUGAUAAUGUACAAGAAUCCUCGAAGCCAAAAGUGGAAAAGAAAAAACCAGGACGCGGAAAAGCCAUGGAUGAUACUUCUUCAGGUGAUAGUGAAAAACCAGCUGUCUCCUCUGGAAAGUCAGCCUCAAAGUCAAAGAAAGAAGUGAAGGAACCGAUAGAAGAAAGUCCUAAUACAAGCUCAAAGAGAAAACGAAGUCUAGGCACAGAGAAAAAGAAAGCAUCUGAUCUCCAAAAUCCUGACGGAAAUAUAGUUGGGUCGAGGGUCAGAGUCUGGUGGCCUAUCGAUAAAGCGUAUUAUAAAGGUGUGGUCGAUUCAUAUGAUUCUGCUAAGAAGAGACAUCUGGUCAUCUAUGAUGAUGGAGAUCAAGAAAUUUUGAAUCUUAAGAAACAGAAGUGGCAUUUUCUGGAUGAAUCAGAAACAGAGGGUGAAGAAGCUGCUGAGGAAGAAGCCUCCACAGAGCCCCAGAGUAAGAAAGCUAAGACAGGCAAGCAAACAAAGAUAGGAUCAUCAGGGAAAAAGGGUGGGGGAGCUGGUUCCAGCAAGUCUAAAGCCACUCCUGCUUCCAAGUCCGGCAAGAAGUCCCAGGACGACAAAUCAGAGAGCAAACCAAAGGAUUCAAAGGCGGCUAAAGGCAAAGCAAAAUCUACACCUGCUUCUAAGAGCAAGGAGAGCGAUGUGGAGUCAGAGUCGGAAGAGACGCCCAAGGCACCAGAACCAGCAACAAAAGGGAAAUCAGUCGGUUCAGGCAAGUCGCAGGCAAGUCAGUCCAAGUCCGGUAAGAAGAGGAAGCGAUGAGUCUUGCUUCAAGAUAGGGCUUUAUGUAAUUUACAGUGGAAAGCUAAGCGCAACGGCGGUCGUGGUGGUAUUGGUGGUUGCCGUGGCCGUAGAUUGGUGGGACUUGACGUCGUUUGGGCACUAGAAGUGUAGAAUUGUUUUUAUUUAAGACAAGAAGCGUAGUAAUGAGUGGCUUUUCACUUAGGCUUUGAUUUCAGCUUAUGUAUUAGCGUUAAUGUGUGGAUACAUAAGAUGGCUUUGGUUAUUUUCAUUAUUCUUUUUCAAGUUGCAUACUUCCUGUCAUCUCUUCAUUUUGGAUUAACAAUAAAUCUUCCGAAACUCGAUUUAUCAUUUAUUUAGGUUGAGUUACUUGUUUUUGUUAUUCAUAAUCAUGAUUUAUGAUUUUUUUUCA